Messenger RNA from Linum tenue, 2135 nucleotides. The record is from the annotation of a GenBank genome assembly. NCBI's taxonomy places the organism in Eukaryota, Viridiplantae, Streptophyta, Magnoliopsida, Malpighiales, Linaceae.
CUCAUCAUCAUUUCUGCAUCUUCUAGGGAUCACAAGAAGUGCCGACGAACUCCCCAACUUCAAUCAAAUCCAAUACCAGAAAAUCCAUUUCCCCAAUCCCUAACCCCCAAAACCACAAUUUCUCCUCCCUCCUCUUUCUAUGGCGUAAAACCCAUAUCCCCAAAUUUAGGUAAAUCACACGUAAAGGCGAUUCGGUAACAACAUCCAGAGUGUACUGCUAUGUCGACCGAGGCAGCAGCACCGUCGUCUCCGCCGCCGCGGUCAGGAUCGUCAUCCGAGGACAUCAUCGACUCCACACCUUUGCUCUCCCCCGGGUCCCCAUCCGACCCGAACAUCAACUCCUCCACCAACAGUCGAUCCAUCCGUCGCCAGUCCCUCCGCGAUGCAGCUCGGUUCCUGCGCCGGGCCAGCGGCAGGCGGAUGAUGCGUGAGCCGUCGAUGGUGGUGAGGGAGACAGCGGCCGAGCACGUGGAGGAGAGGCAGAGUGACUGGGCGUAUUCGAAGCCGGUGGUGAUUCUGGAUAUCAUUUGGAACCUCGCUUUCGUGGCUGCCGGGGUUGCGGUGCUCGUUUUGAGCACGGAGGAGCGGGCCAACAUGCCGUUGAGGUUGUGGAUUGUUGGGUAUGGGCUGCAGUGCCUGUUGCAUAUGGGUUGUGUUUGUGUGGAGUAUAGGAGAAGGAGGAGGAGGAGAGUGGGGUUUGGAACUGUGGCUGGUGGUGGAGGGAAUGAUGGGAGUUCGAGUUCUGGUUCAAGAGGUGAUUCUGGUGAUUAUGUGACGCUCGCGCAGUUGCAAGAUGAUGGAACCAGGCAAACUGAAGUAAUUAUCUUCACUUCUCUGUUUUCGGCCAGCAUCGCGAAGCACCUAGAAUCUGCAAAUACUAUGUUUUCAUUUAUCUGGUGGAUCAUUGGGUUCUACUGGGUGUCUGCUGGAGGACAAGCUUUGGCACAAGACUCCCCUCAGCUUUACUGGCUUUGCAUAAUCUAUCUUGGUUUUGAUGUGUUCUUUGUGGUAUUCUGUGUUGCUCUGGCAUGUGUGAUUGGCAUCGCGGUGUGCUGUUGUCUUCCUUGCAUUAUUGCAAUCUUAUAUGCAGUUGCUGAUCAGGAAGGAGCAUCCAAAGAAGAUAUAGAUCAGCUUGUAAAGUUUAAAUUCCGAAGGGCCAGCAAUAACGAGAAGCUUGCUGAUGAGGAUCAAGAAACUCCUGGUGGAAUAAUGACAGAAUGUGGCACUGAUUCUCCAAUUGAGCAUGUCCUUUCCCAGGAGGAUGCAGAAUGUUGCAUAUGCCUAUCUUCUUAUGACGAUGGGGUUGAGCUAAGGGAACUACCCUGUGGACAUCACUUUCACUGCACCUGCGUAGACAAGUGGCUUCACAUCAAUGCCACAUGUCCUCUCUGCAAGUACAACAUUCUGAAGAGUGGCCGGCAAGACAGGGAGGAAGUAUAAACUGCAACAAAGGGUUUGAAAAAUCAGAUCUUUGCACAUAUUGCGGCCAUUAUGCAGGAGUUGUUGACAUUCUUACAUACUGUUCGUAGACCAAUCAGUCAUCAACGCACAACAAAAUCAUCGAGAGACUCGAGCUCAAACUGGAUUUCCUUGCUACCUUCUCUUUGUGUGCUAUCCCUAGUGUCUAGUGUUGAUGAUCAGAGGCCACCUGCAUUGCUGAAAUGGUACUUGCGUGUGUUUAUUUAUCUUUUUUUCUUCUUCUCCCGUGGAGGUCUCAGUAGUGAACAGUGAUGUCUCUUUACUGUUGGAGGUCGCUUGAUUGAUUCUUGGCGUUCGCUUAGUCAUAGUACUCGUUAGAGGCAAUAACAUAGCCAUAUAUAUCAAUAUAUGUGUAAUUCUCCUUUAGGGUUUCCCUCCAUGUUUCUUAGCGUGUGCAAAUUUUGUUGUUGUAUAGAGAUGGAUUUCUUCUUGCAGGAAUGAAUUUUUACAUGUUCCCCUGUGCCCUUACGGGCUACUGGGAUAGAACAUAGAACAGGUUGGUUUUUGAAAUUCUAACAAAAACUUCUGAUGAAAAAGCAAGGUGCUAAACAACGUAAGGAGCUCUCGAGACUUUGGCUAUGGUGCUGACUUUGGGCGAUCCAGUGCUAUUGGCUCGCCCUCUUGUGCAUUACUAGCCGUUAGAUCGAAUGCACAAG